Messenger RNA from Trametes versicolor FP-101664 SS1, 4287 nucleotides. RefSeq lists its product as uncharacterized. NCBI's taxonomy places the organism in Eukaryota, Fungi, Basidiomycota, Agaricomycetes, Polyporales, Polyporaceae. The record is from RefSeq and is a predicted model, not a curated record. Gene Ontology annotation, biological process: piecemeal microautophagy of the nucleus; positive regulation of protein phosphorylation; reticulophagy. Gene Ontology annotation, cellular component: phagophore assembly site membrane; extrinsic component of membrane; Atg1/ULK1 kinase complex. The coding region runs from base 1 to 4137 and encodes 1378 amino acids. Gene Ontology annotation, molecular function: protein kinase binding; molecular adaptor activity. The transcript has 15 exons.
AUGAUACAACUAUGCAGAGCGGAGGACGGGUCGGUCGUGCAGCUUCAAGAGGUGUCGAUGUGGGACUUGGAACGGUUAAACGAUCUCGACCAGUUCAUUUCCGAGAAGACGGGCAUCCCACAUGACGCAAUCUGGGCGUACCUCUCGGAUGGAAGGCCAUUGCGCAACGACAACAUUCGCGACCUGGCAGGAGUAGAGGACCAGACAAUCUAUGUGUUCAACAAGGCAUACCUCAGCAUGGACACUGAACAAGUACUAAAUGAUCUCCAUUCCGACAUAGAGCUGCAGCCUCCUGUGGAAGAUGCUAUAGCUUCUACACCACCCUUCCGAAUAUCGCAACUCGCGGGAAGCUACUUGCAAACCGCCUCCGUUCACCUAGAACAUAUCAACCGCACACUCAGUUCCCUCCACUAUCAGCAGAAUGCGCUCCGAAUAUCCUCGGGAGCACUCGAUCUACACAUACUUGCUACUUCCGAAGGCUUUGAAGCGCUUUCCAACAUCGCACAGCGCGAGCUUGACCGUCAAGCGAAACUCCUUGGCGGCAUCAAUGCGGACCUGGAGAUCGUGAGCCGCGUCAAGGUGCACAAGGAGUUCCUCAGCGCGUCCGUGCGGAAGGCCAUGGAGGCAGGGGACAGAGGCCGCACGCUCGGUGACUAUGUGAGCAAGGUCAAGAUGGAGCAAGUCGCAAACAGCUGCAUGAACACGCAUGAAGACUUGCGGGCACGCUUUGAACAAGUUCAGGAGGCUAUGUCCAGGCUCAGCCUUGGGGGCGAUGAGGUGAGGCACGCCGUCACGAACCUCAGCUCACUCGAAGAGGGCGAAGCCAGUGCGCGGAGGGCACAUGAGGCAUGGGAAAGCAUUUCGGCCAUUAAUGCUUCUCCAGAACGCCCAGGAUCGUCCUCGGAGAAGGCCCUACAUGACUUGCGUCAACUCGACGCUGUCUUGCGGACUGAGGUCCAAUUCAUGGUGGACGUCAAGAACACGUAUACCGAACAAUGUGUCUACGCUAUCCAGCGCAUCAGCGAACUCAACACGGAGCUUGUAACGUUACCGUCUGCGUUAUCAACGCUUCAAGCGAGCUUCAGGGCGAAGACGAGCUUUUCGCAUAUCUCCCGGCUGCACAAUAUGCUCUACGCCUAUGGCGCCACGGUGAUCGAAAUCGUGAGGCGAAAGGAGUUCGCGCGGUUCUUUUAUCAACGGGCCCAGAGUAUCCUCGAGGUUAUGGCAAAGCUCUCGUCAAACGAGCGGAAGCGUCGACAAGCCCACAAGAACGAAGUGCAGAAUGAGCUGCCUUUCGAGGUCAAAGCGCUCGAGGACCCUGUCCCACAUAUCGACUUCUCUCCACAGGGGAGCACGGACUCGCCGUAUUCCCUGGAACGUCUGGACAUUGACGAUUUUCUGCAUGUCCUCGACGAUCUUGAGCACUUCGCACAACAGUCUCAAGAUACCGCUGCGCUGGACUCCAUUGCGGAAGCCCGCUCGAAACUGGACAGGCUGAUCGGGAAGAUGGAUAGCCUCGAAUCUGGGUUCGAUCGGAUUGCUGAACGAUCCCUGCUCUCGUCUUCUAGGCUACUGAGCCACCGACGCAGAGCCACGGAGGACGACCAGGCGUACGUAGAGCUGACGUCCCAGCUGCAAGAACUCCGGCAACAGAAGACAGAUGCAGACGCCGCGCACGAGCGCAGCCGGGCCGCUAUGGACUCGGAGAUCUUCCAGCUGCGCGACUCGCUGCAGACGUCCGAGACGGCCCGAGGGCAGCUCGAGCGUGACCUGCAUUGUGUGCGCGCGCAGCUGGAGAGCGAGGCGAAUGCGCGCCGCAUUCUCGACGAGCGGAAUACGGAAAUCUCGGCGGAGGCCGGAAACAAGGGCGAGGAGCUCGCCAAUGCGUUGGCGGAGGCUACCGAACAGGCACGCGUCGCUGAGCAUCUACGACAUGAGCUGCUGCAAGUGCAGGAGGAGUUCGAGGCCGUCAAGUCGUUGGAGGCACGGAACGCGGAGAAAGUCGCUACGCUGCUGGAGGACCAAGCGAAUACUCUUCGGCGUCUGGAAGAAGCCAGGGCGCGUGGAGAGGACCUGGAGACUCAGAUACAAGACGCGCGGUCUGAGAGCGAUGUCGUAAAGCAAGCACUCGCCGAGGCGAGCAAAGAGAAGGACCGUCUCCUUCGCGCUCAGGCGUCAGAACACGACCGGCUAUUGCGGGACCACAUUGCGGAGGCCGACGGCGACCGUGCGGUGCUCGAGCAUCAGUUCUCAGAGCUGCGAGCGGCACUGGAGAACGCGGAACGCCAGCUCAAGGACGCACGCGCCCAGGCCGAGAUGGCGAACGCCGACGCAGUGGGCCUGCGAGAGGAGUUACAGCGCGUCGAACACCAGCUACGAGAUGCUCGACGUGAUGAGCGGACCGUGCGGGAGGACCUCCGCGCCGGACGGGCGUCUCAGUCCGAGUACGAGCACCGGCUCGAGGAGAGCGAACGGCUGGUCGCGCAGCUGCUCGACGUCGCAUUAGCGUUCCGUAACGCGCACGUCAAGGCACUCACCGCCGUGCAGACUAUGGUCACGCAUCCGGGCAGCAAGAACGCUGGUACUGUGAACCUCGCAGACUCGACGCACAGCAACGGGCGGCAUGCUAUCGUACCUCUGUCUGGCGAGCCUCUGCCUAUCGACCCAUCCGACCCAGUCGGGGCGCUCGAGGCCCUGCGUGCGUUUGACCACGACCACUUCUUGGAGGCGAUAAGCAAGGCUGGCUCUACGAUUCGCAAGUGGCAGAAGCAGUGCAAGGACUAUCGCGAGCGGGCGAAGGGCAAGAUCUCGUUCAGGAACUUUGCAAAGGGCGACCUGGCCCUCUUCCUACCGACGCGUAACUCUGUCUCGAAGCCGUGGGCCGCGUUCAAUGUAUCAUUCCCGCACUACUUCCUACAAGCGACAGGGCACCUCGCGGAGCAGCUCAAGACGCGCGAGUGGAUUGUUGCGCGGAUCACCUCCAUUACGGAACAGGUGGUGGAUUCCAAGGACCCGAGCACAAACCCGUAUGGCCUAGGCGAUGGCGUCAAGUAUUACAUGCUCGAGGUGGAGGACUGGACGCAGCCGGCUUACCCCUCGAAGCGGCGGGAGUCGUCCAAGAAGAUUCCAGCGGCCGAACCUCCGUCGGAGACGUCGCCCCAAUCCUCUCCACCCGCCGAGGUCCCGGCGCCCAUCCCGGCGGGCCCACCGGAGCCGGAGGUGGAAGAAUCGUUCAGCGUGACGCGCCCGCCGACGUCGCGCCUCUUCCCACGGACACGCUCGAACUCCUCGCCCACGGCGGGCCCGUCCUCCCUCUCCCGCCUUCUCGCACAGGCUGGGCCUGCUGAGCAAGGCGCCGCCCUGCCGUCGGAGGCUGUCGACCUUCCUACGCCCCGUCCUGUAACACCGUCUGAGAGCGCGAAGCCGUCCCCGGACACGCCUCCCACGGCUGCUGCCCUGCCCCCACCUCCUGUCUCCCCCACACGUCGCAGCCCUGGGUCUCAGCCCCAAAAUAUCCACCUGCCGGCCCAACCAUCGCCACUCCGCCCUGGGUCGCGCGCGUCCCGUGGCUCAUCCUCCUCGCAGUUCUCGAGGGGACGGAUCCCGUUCGGCGCCACGCCCGGCGCGGCUGCGAAAGCAAUGCCCACGACCGCUAUUUCGGAGCAGGCGGUGUCGACGCUGGCGUCGACGCCGUCAUCCGGCUCUGGCUCCGGCUCAGAUACAAUUGGGAUGCCCGGGGCUAUGGCUGGGUCGUAUGUUCCGUCCCCGGAGGAUUCGCCUACGGGUGGAAUGGUGAGCUUAUUGUCCCAGACGCAGCGGAGACGGACAACGUCGCACUCUGUGCUACCCACUCGCAACUCCAUCGGGGCGAUGCCGUCCCCGGCCACGACUUCAUCUAGCUCCCUGGCCGGGCUUGGGCUUGGCGCCGGAGUGGGGGCGGGGCCGACUGCGACAAGUCGCCUCGCGAGUUUUGCCGGUAGCUGGGGAAUUGGAUUCGGCCGCAAGAAAAAGCUCGAACUCGCGGAGACUGCGCAGUCGGACAGCGGCUCGUCCCCGUCCAAACCGACGUCCCCCGCUGCGCGCGGAGCUGGGACGUCGAGCCCGAUACCAGAAUCGGUCACGCCCACCUCGGACUAGCAUAUUGAUCGUCUCACCGACAAAUAAUCUUCUCUAUCGAUGCUCUAGCACGCUCCUUGACACCUCAUGGCCGUUCCUGUACACCACGCUCUCUUUGCCACGCUGCUCGACUUGCUUUAGGAUCUGGAAUUUGUAUAUGACACUGGAAGC